Messenger RNA from Penicillium antarcticum, 1899 nucleotides. Its product is annotated as transcription factor TFIIIC subunit TFC1. Bases 1 to 1899 code for a protein of 632 amino acids. Gene Ontology annotation, biological process: transcription initiation at RNA polymerase III promoter. NCBI's taxonomy places the organism in Eukaryota, Fungi, Ascomycota, Eurotiomycetes, Eurotiales, Aspergillaceae. The transcript has 5 exons. Gene Ontology annotation, cellular component: transcription factor TFIIIC complex. The record is from RefSeq and is a predicted model, not a curated record.
AUGGAUGGCCAACAAGUUCUGAGAACAGCCCCAAUCUACCCAGUCCCAUCCCGCCUCCUCGUCAGUGUCGAACACCCUGCCGUAGUGCGCAAUGUCGACAAGGCGAUCGAUACUUUAAAUGGCGACACAGGGAUCAAAACAUUCCUGAACCCAGCCAAGCCAGAUACACCGGCAAAUCUGGUUCUUCGACCGGAUGAUGCCAUGGCCCGGCCUGUCCAGUCGACCAGCAGUGCAUCAAACAAUGUCCUGCUCAAGGUGACCGUUCCCAAGCGGACGGGACGGAAGCGCAAGAAGGGCUCGGAUGGGCCUUUUACGGACGCACCAGAGUCUGAAGAUACCGAGACGCGGCCACGACGGUCAGCUAAGGAUCUGAUGCGCAGCUUGCGUAAUAACCCGUCUGCAUAUCAUAUUGAACCAGUUGGGAAGAUACAGCGCACUCAUGUCUUUCGAGGAAUGCCGGACUUUGUCUACUCGACUACAGCAAGCUCAUUCACCAACCGGUUCCGGAACCAAAUUCUUCCAUUUGACUUCGAGAAAAUGAAACAGUUCGAGCUGGACAUGGGCAAAGGGGCCACCACUAACGCAGAUAUCAUUCCACCACCAUCCUUCAGCCAUGGCGAUGUGCCUUUCCAUUACAUCUACCGCCAAAACCCAACAGUCAGACAGUCAAUCGGCCAAUCCGGAGAAAUAACGACAGUGAACACACAACAAGUGCACAAAGUUCUAACCUACCUAAUCCCCUACGACGCAGAAAAAGUCCCAACAGAACCACGACCAGACCUCCCCCCAAUCGAAACCCUAGACAACAGCAUGAGAAGCACAAUCUCCAAACUGCGCGCCCUCUACGAAACCCAACCAGCCUGGACCCGCCGCGGCCUCCGCAACAACUUAACAACAGACGAAGACCGCACAAACCUCCGCCACGCCGUUCCGUACGUUGGCUACAUCUUCCGCUCCGGACCUUGGCGCGACGCAAUUAUAAAACUAGGCAUCGACCCACGCACCUCCCCGGAGUACCGCCACUACCAAACAUUCAUGUUCAGACUCCUUGCAAGAGAAGCAGAACUAGCGCGUGAUGGCGCAAGUGGUCGAAGACAUAACCUACCCAGACCAUAUGACCUGCACAAUGCGCAGCUAUCAGCCAGUGGACAAAAUACCAGUUCAGAAGAUGGCUCGUCGAGCACGCACAUCUUCACUGGGAAAUUACCCUUCUCGGCGGACGGGAAGAUCUGGAUGAUAGCCGAGAUUCAGGAUGAGCAGUUGCGACGGGCUUUGUAUCCGGCUGAAGAGGUGGAAGGGUUCUUACGGGGGGAGUGUGAGAUUGUUGCUGAUGGAUGGUUUGGGAAUGGGACGCUGGGGAAGGUGAAGACUGUGAUGCGACAUAAGAUCCAGGCGUUGAUGGAAGGGAGGGAGGCUGACGAUGAGGAGUUUGAGAAGGUGUUGGCGUUGCCGGAUUUUGCGAGGUCGGAGGCUGAUUUUGAGAAGUUUACUGUUGAUGGGGAGCCUAGUAGUCGGGAGAUGCAGCUUGCUACUGAGGUUCGGUCUGCUAUUCGGGGGUCGCCACUUUGGACGAGAUUGCCUGGGAAUAGGGGUGUUGGGAGGGGGAAGGGUAGGGGGAAGGGGAAAGAGAAAGAGAAGGGUGAGGGUGUUGAAAAGGGUAAAGGGAAAGGUAGGGCUGGGAGGGCUGGAAGAGGGAGGAAGGGCAAGGAGGUUGCGUUCGAGGAGCCUGAGCCUGAACCUUAUGCUGAAGAGCAGAUUGAUGAGCCCAGUGAAGGCGAGGAGGAAGAGAUUGAGCGGCGGGAGAUGCUGGCUGAGCAGGUUGCUGCAGCCGCCGAAGCGAGGGAUGCGGACCAGGAUGAAGAUGACAGUGAUAACUCGGAUGAAGAUGGCAGUGAUUGA